AUGGGCAUGAGAUUCCUCAAAGCCGGUGCCAGCGCAACCGAGGCCGUCGAAGCAGCCCUCCGGAUCCUCGAGGAUAAAGAAAUCACCAACGCUGGAUAUGGCUCCAAUCUUUCUAUCGACGGUGUUGUAGAAUGCGAUGCCACCGUAGUGGACCAUCUUGGCCGCAGCGGCGCCUGUGGUGCUGUCCCUAGUAGGGUUUUACUGCCCAAGGCGAGUUCGCCUGCUGACAUCAUCACAGAUAUUCGAAACCCUAUAUCCCUAGCCAAACUCGUUCUAGAUAUGAGCAAUAAACCAUUGAGCCUCAGACGAGUUGCACCAAACGCUCUUGUCGGAGAGGGUGCCAGAGCUUUCGCAGAGGAGCAUGGUCUAAUGAUAUACCCCAAUGAGUACAUGGUUUCGAAGAAUGCUAGAGACCGUUUUCUGCGUUGGCAGGAAGAUUUGAAGCGAGCCGAGUCCAAGGGUCAAGAGCCCAAAGCGUUGCCUGAAACUAUUGAUACAACCGCUACAUGUCCCCCAUGCCAAUACGAUACAGCAUCACCGACAAGGCCACAUUCAUCUCUUCCACGAGAUGAACGGCCUGCUGUUCUUGUUGGUACUUGGAAUGAGGGGCAGCCUGACUCUCCUUUCAUUGGUACACCGAUCCAAGAUGCGCCGUCGCUAGAUCGAUCAACAUCCACAAGCUACUUUAGAGCUACAAGUACCUCUCCUGCAGCAGUCGGACGUUCUUCAUUUACCCGGAGCCCUCAGGAGGGAGCGGCACAGACGUAUGCCGGUGUUGUGAGUGGUGCCCAGGGUGUAUUGUCCUCCCCAUUUCGACCUAGUCUAUCUCGAAAGUCCAAUUCUUUAGCUGAGGAUUUCAAACCUGUCUUGCCAGAGAAUGCAUCAACGCGCCAUAAGCACCGUGCACAUGCCUCAAAUAAGGCCGAUAAUACAUCACCGCGAACUCCUACUGGGAAUAGGGGCAACAGCCCUGAUCGCCAAAGCUCCUCAGGUCCUCGUGGGGCUAAGCGACCUCUCAGUCCUGAUGAAAAGUCACAGCCUCAUUCAAGAGCAGUACAUGACCGCCUUCAUUACGGGUCUGUUAGUGAGGACGUUAUUACAGACACUAUUGGUGCCAUUGCGAUCGAUGAUCGAGGCCAAAUUGCUGCUGGCUCGUCUUCAGGUGGUAUCGGAAUGAAGCAUCGAGGCCGUUUGGGACCAGCUGCUCUUGUGGGAGUUGGCACGGCCGUUGUGCCCUGUGACGAUGAGGAUGACGAUCAGGUUGCUGUCGCUGCAGUCACAAGUGGUACAGGAGAGCAUAUGGCUACUACCAUGGCCUCCCAGCGAUGUGCGGAGAGGAUUUACCAUGGCACAAGACGCGGAAAAGGAGGCGCCAACAUUCAGGACGACGAUGAAGAUGCCAUCAUGGAGUCUUUCAUUGCUGAGGACUUCAUGAAGCAUCCCGGUGUCAAGAAUUGCCACUCAGCAGGUGCCAUUGGUGUCAUGGUGGUCAAGAAAACGCCGUCAGGCUACUAUUUCUACUUUGCUCACAACACAGAUUCCUUUGCCCUCGCUUCCAUGGGAGGCUCGGAGAGACAGCCCGUCUGUACGAUGUCUAGACUUCCUUAUGGCGCUAAGAUCGCCAAGGGUGGACGUAAGGUCAGGUUCGAGUAA
Fusarium subglutinans is the source of this 1653-nucleotide messenger RNA. RefSeq names its product asparaginase. The coding region runs from base 1 to 1653 and encodes 550 amino acids. Lineage: Eukaryota; Fungi; Ascomycota; Sordariomycetes; Hypocreales; Nectriaceae. The transcript has a single exon. Gene Ontology annotation, biological process: protein maturation. The record is from RefSeq and is a predicted model, not a curated record. Gene Ontology annotation, molecular function: threonine-type endopeptidase activity.